GGCCGCGGCCAGUGACAGUUGGGGUUGGGGUCGGAGCUAGCCCUCCAGCCGCCGCCGAGCCGGACGGGCAGGCAGGCGGGCCAGGGCCAGAGCCAGAGGUCAGAGGACGCCGCUGCCCCUAUUAAAGCCGCCGUGCGUGUGCCCUGCCCCUGCACUGCACAGGCACAGCAUCCAUCCACCCAGGCACCCAGCCACCACCGCCUCCCCCUCACGAUCCGGCCCCCGCUUCGUCUAGGAACCUCCGCCGCCGCGCCCCGUCCCGGCGUCCCCGACCACUGCUCCGUCUCGUCCGGCCAGUAAUCCAAUCCAUCGAUCGGGAUCACCGGUCCAGCAAAGAUGUCAACUGCCUUCACCGUCCCACGACUGUCCGUCCCCAAAUCCGGGGCAAGCUACCACCAGACCGCCGCCGCUCCGGCGGCGGCCAAGAAGACCGUCUCCUUGGUCAGCUACACGAGGCAGCAGGCGCCGCACGCGUCAGGGAUACUACUACGGCUGUCCAGCUCCAGCAGGUUCGUGGCGGCGUCCGCAGCGGCCGUGCACAAGGUGAGGCUGGUGGGGCCGGACGGGACGGAGCAGGAGUUCGAGGCCCCCGAGGACACGUACAUCCUCGAGGCGGCCGAGAACGCCGGGGUGGAGCUGCCCUUCUCCUGCCGCGCCGGGUCCUGCUCCACCUGCGCCGGGAAGAUGUCGAGCGGAGAGGUCGACCAGUCCGAGGGGUCGUUCCUCGACGAGGGCCAGAUGGCCGACGGGUACCUCCUCACCUGCAUCUCCUACCCCAAGGCGGACUGCGUCAUCCAUACCCACAAGGAGGAGGAGCUGUACUAGAGGCUUUGAAUUGCUUAUGCAUCUGUGGUUGCUUGCUCCAAUGGUGCCGCGUUCGUUGAGGUUCCACCAUCCAUGACAGGGGAACGGGGGGUUCGUUGUUGAGAUGGACUAGUUCUUGUCAUCAGUUUCGGUGGUCGUUUCGAUGAAUUUAUGGUAUAUGAGUUGUGACAAUAAUUAUGGCAAUAUAUGGUUUCGCAAUUCAAACUGCAAAUUUGACCAGCAAUGGCAAUGUACCAUAUGAGAACUUGUGAAAUUGGCAUUGUGUUCAA
This is a messenger RNA of Sorghum bicolor (sorghum), 1094 nucleotides long. RefSeq names its product ferredoxin-6, chloroplastic. Gene Ontology annotation, biological process: electron transport chain. NCBI's taxonomy places the organism in Eukaryota, Viridiplantae, Streptophyta, Magnoliopsida, Poales, Poaceae. The coding region runs from base 337 to 825 and encodes 162 amino acids. The record is from RefSeq and is a predicted model, not a curated record. Gene Ontology annotation, molecular function: electron transfer activity; 2 iron, 2 sulfur cluster binding. The transcript has 2 exons.